GAAAUAGUGAAGUAUAUAAGCCACCAAACCAGAACUCCUGCCGCCAAUUCUUUUUCUUUUCAAUUCUUCACAUUUUCUAAAUUUUCCUCUUUUCAGUUAACUUAUUUGAGCAAAUGAACACAGACACGGCUUCUUGAACGGGUCUGAACGAUAUCACAUGACAAAUGCUUGCCGUUUCACACUUUUUAAGGCUUUAAAUUUAGCAACAGGAGUGGUACGACAAUCACUAAGUUCUCGCUGCAAUUUGGCUUUCCAGUCCAAGUGCUCGUUAAGACAAGUUCACAUGGAAAGUAGCAAAAAAAGUGAUUCAAGGGGUGCCUUAAUUGUGUUAGAAGGUUUGGACCGUUGUGGAAAAACUUCUCAGUGCAGCAAAUUGAUUUCUUACCUAGAAGGGUCGGGACAUGCAGUUGAAUCAUGGAGAUUCCCUGAUAGAAACACAGGUGUCGGACAAAUGAUUUCUUCCUACCUAAUGAACGAAUCACAUUUGGACGAUCAUGCUAUUCAUCUGCUCUUCAGUGCAAAUCGUUGGGAAAAGAGAUCAUUGAUGGAGUCUAAGCUGAGAAGUGGGACCACACUCAUUAUUGAUCGCUAUGCUUUUUCCGGGGUUGCUUUCUCAUCUGCCAAAGGACUUGAUGUCGAGUGGUGCAAGGCUCCAGAAGCUGGAUUGCUAGCUCCAGAUCUAGUUCUGUACCUUGACAUAUCGCCAGAGAAAGCUGCUGAAAGAGGAGGUUACGGAGAUGAGAGGUAUGAGAAGCUCGAGUUUCAACAAAGAGUUGCUCAAUCAUAUAGGACUCUUUAUGAUGCCACAUGGAAGAUAGUAGAUGCAACCCGUUCAAUGGAAGAUGUCGAGGAACAAUUGAAACAAAUUGUUAUGGAAUGCGUGCUGAAAUGUCAAGAAGGGAAGCCUUUUACACAGCUGUGGCAAAAUUAAGUUAUUGUUAGUGUUGGACUGUAACUUAUAUGUGACGAAUUAAUGUGCCUAUAGUCCGAGGGGAACUGGUGAGUUGAGUUUGCAAUUCGGAGUUUUUUUAUUUGAACAAAAUUACUCCUG
Molecule: messenger RNA, 1051 nt
Organism: Erythranthe guttata (spotted monkey flower)
Lineage: Eukaryota; Viridiplantae; Streptophyta; Magnoliopsida; Lamiales; Phrymaceae
Gene: ZEU1
Product: P-loop containing nucleoside triphosphate hydrolases superfamily protein
Biological process (GO): dUDP biosynthetic process; dTDP biosynthetic process; dTTP biosynthetic process
Cellular component (GO): cytoplasm; cytosol; mitochondrion
Molecular function (GO): dTMP kinase activity; nucleoside diphosphate kinase activity; ATP binding
Source: RefSeq, a predicted model, not a curated record